AUCGAUUAUGACUCUUUCUUGUUUCGCUCAAUUAAAGAUCUGGAGAAAUCUGUGGUUUAGAUAGAUCUAGACUAGAUGUGUCCAAAGUUCUCUUACUCUAAAACAGGUAGAUCUAGACUAGAGCUAGAUCUCAAAGCACAAUUACAAGAAAAGCAUGGCAGAGCAUGGUGCCCACCUUACAUCCACUGUUGAAAAUGAUCAGAGGCCAAACAUAUUUGAAGUUCUUGCACAGCAGAGUUUGAUGUCGACAGUACGACCUGCUUUCAAACAUGCCUUACGGGUAUUUACAGAGAAAUAUCCACAACAACUUGGAAAGCUCUAUCAGUAUUAUGAUGAGAUAUAUUUAGUUUUGGACACUCUUAUAGAAGCAUAUUAUCUCAAAAAAUAUGGAGGGUCCUUUGCAGAAAACUUUUAUGAAAUGAAAAGAGUCCCUUCUGGUCAGCCUGAAGCUGCUAGUCUUACAGUAAAACUCAGAUUACGGUCUUUAUUGUGUUUGACUCUACUGCCCUAUGUCUUUCAAAAGCUUGAAAGUUUCUUCGAAGAGUUGAAAUAUAAACAUGGCAACACCAGCAGCAAGUUGGCAUUCUUGAAGAAAAAUCUAACAGUCAAACAGAGGUUGGUCUACUUUUACCUGUCUAUCUACCCUUAUGUUCACACCACCUGGGAGGCUCUCUCAUUGAUAUAUAUGCUUGCCUAUAUGUUACAAAGGAGUCGAUGGCACCAUCCCAGCAUGCAUCUGUCUGGCACUGAACUGAGUCGACUGGAUAGUGAUGACAUGCCAGGGUCCACAUUUAAAUCACAAAUACCAUGGUCUCAACUUAGUUUCCCUGGCAAACUUGCCCAGUUGACCACUUGGUUGACCAACAGCACUGCCUUGUGCUUGUCCACAAGUCUGUCAGUUGGUAUCUUCUUCCUCCAGUUCUUAGAAUGGUGGUAUGAGAGUGACAGCAGUGCCCCAUCACUGACUGCUUUACCAGUUCCCUCCCCUCCUAAGACCACUAAUCUCCAUGGUGUGCGUCCCAAUGUUUGUCCACUGUGUAUGCAGAUAAGGACCAACAGUACAGCGCUGUCAGUAUCAGGGUAUGUGUUCUGUUUCCCUUGUAUAAUGAGUCACAUUGGCCAGAAACACUGUUGUCCAGUUACUGGCUACCCAGCCAAUGAGGAUCAUUUGAUCAAACUCUAUGAAGAUGAUACAUAGGACACAGUCAAGGAUCUUCAUUGCCCAAGUCUGUGAUAUCAUCACUAGUUUUGUUAUUGUGAUUUAAUACAUUUAGGACAAGCAACUCAACGAAGUUCUACCAUAAAUAUAAGGUGUAUUUAUUAAUAAGGGGCAACAAGACACAGACAAGGCACUUCAGCCCUUCUAUACACAAGGAGUCUUCUCUCUAGUUCUAGCAGUCAUUUUCACAUCAAAACAUAUUACGGACCAACGACAGCCUUCCCUGUGUCGCUCCAGGUCCAUACAGCAGUCUUCAGAGAGUACAAAGGAUGACACCUUAGUUGCAAAUAACUCUGACUCUUUCCACUCAAGAGAGAUUGAUGUAAACAUGCUUUCUUUUCAUCCAGUGUCUUCAUGUCCUAUGUUCAAUAGUUUGCUCAUAUGCACCACAACGCUGGUGCAAGGCAGUGUACAACAGUAGCAUUUAUUUCAGAUUUAAUUUCUUACUAACUUUAGUUGAUUCAGUUUUGAUUUUAUAUUUCAUAUAUAUUGCAUGUUUUCAUGCUACAGCUUAGUAACUGUGCACUUGUUCAAUCCAUUUAAUGCACACAAUGUGGAGGUUAUGAAGUUAUGUUUGAGAAGAUUUCCUUGCUGCCUUCGACUGUUCAGUAAACACAACUAUCAGCUUAUGUCCAAUUAACAAUUCCUGGUCUACAUCAAGAUUCACUUUUGAGGCCCCUUAUUUGGUAACCCAUCAGUUUAUACUACUCAUCCCAUUCUUAGGGUGAAGCAGGACAUUUUGGCACAGCUGUUUUGGUGCAUGGGACGUUUUGGCGUGAAAUGUUUUGGUCACAUUAUUUAUGUUUAUUGUAUUAUUUCUUUAAAAAGAAUGCUACGUAUCUUAUGUUUUGUACGUGUUUUUGGGACUAAUGUAUUUUUCAUGUACUGGUAUUAAACAAAAGAUAAUUUUGUCCAGUAUUUUUUUUUAUAUUUAACUAUGUUAUUAUUGUUAAAUCACUCAAAUUAUAAUGUGAGUCUGGGUUUUAAUAUUGUUCAAAUCAAAAUAAAGCAAUGAUAGAAAAAGUUUAUGAAAUUUUUAGUGGAAACGCAAAGGAUUUGUUUAACUAAUAGUACUUCCAAGUAUAUAAAAGAAGACUGAUGAAUGUCAUCCUUUGUGUUUCACACACCUAACCUGUAAUUUAUGGGAGUUGGGGAAGCAGGCUAAUCUCAUUUUCCCAGGUAGAAAUCUGACCUUUCAUAGUUCAUGUUUUACAUGCUUUGAAUGUUCCUCAGAAUUAAUCAUGUUGAGGAUUGUGGCAGGCAGGGUUUGAACCUGGGACUAUCAUGCCACAACAUCACUUACUGUUCUUAGGGUAAUCUAAUGCUUGUUAAAUAUUUAAAUAAUCUGUGUGUGUUUUUUAGUUACUUUGAAGAUGAGGCAACAGAUUAUUUAAUCAUUAGUCAUUAUGUUUUUGUCUUUUCUGCCACUUAUUAGCAGGGAAAGUUAGUCUUCUUUUUGUCUAAAGCAAUAAAACAUUACAGAUGUUUUUUUAAAAAAGAAGAUAAUUAUAUUCUGUUUCCAUGUGUUAAGACCAGCUUGUUGACCAGCAUGUUUAAUACGCUUGAUUAAAUUUGUUGAAUACUAGUUGUGUGUGAGAACAUCUUGAAAUCUUGUUUCUAAUCAGACAUGUUAAAAUUCCGAACUAUGUUAAUGUUUUUUGGAACAGUAAAUCUAUGUUUUAUACGCAAUGAU
Biomphalaria glabrata is the source of this 2912-nucleotide messenger RNA. RefSeq names its product peroxisome assembly protein 12-like. Gene Ontology annotation, cellular component: peroxisomal importomer complex; peroxisomal membrane. The coding region runs from base 155 to 1198 and encodes 347 amino acids. The record is from RefSeq and is a predicted model, not a curated record. The transcript has 9 exons. Gene Ontology annotation, biological process: protein import into peroxisome matrix; protein monoubiquitination. NCBI's taxonomy places the organism in Eukaryota, Metazoa, Mollusca, Gastropoda, Planorbidae. Gene Ontology annotation, molecular function: protein binding; ubiquitin-protein transferase activity; zinc ion binding.